UACUCCCAGCGCCGAUUCGCCGAGCGAAGGAGGUCCUCGCGCACCGCCGCGGCAGUCUAGAAAGUCGCCUCGCGCUGCGCGUCUCCUGUCGCUCCCGGCGUGUUCCCUCUCCCGUCCAGAAUCCGCGAAGCCGCUUUGUUUACCGUCGGCAGUUCGACCGCCGCCAUGCGACGCGCCGUCCAGUGCUAAGUCCCAUUCCUCGCUGUUCGCCCCCGUUCGGCCCCUUCGUGGCGUCUGUGGUUUUGUUUGUGUGUGUGCCUGCCCCUGCCGCGCCGACCGAGACGGACGAUCCAGUUUGUGCGAUUGGAUGUAAAAGACUUUGACAAUGGGUAACGAAAAAACGGAGAAGGGGGAGUACCUAGAAAAGACCCAAUCAAUGGUUACCAUUGAUGGAAGUUUCAACACCUCCUCUACACUGAAAUUGACUGAUAAUGGAACGAAAAAAGGCAUCGAGGCCGACGACACGUACGAGCCUUUUUCGAAUCGAGAUAUGACGCAUGCCACAUCGAAUUCGGGUGCUUUCUUCCACUUGCUCAAAAGUAGUUUAGGGUCUGGCAUUUUGGCGAUGCCGAACGCUUUCAAAAAUGGCGGUCUCAUAUUUGGAAUUGUCGGUACGAUACUCACGGGAAUUAUUUGUACAUACUGCGUACACAUGCUGGUCAUAUGUUCGCAAAUUUUAUCAGCUCGUGUGAAGAAACCUACGUUAGGCUUCGCAGAAACGGCAGAGGUCGCUUUUCAAACGGGACCAACCAAGUAUAAACAAUGGGCUGGUUUUGCAAGAGAGUUCGUGUAUGGAGCUUUAUUUGCAACGUAUUAUUUUGGAAAUACAGUAUACGUAGUGCUAAUCGCAACAUCGUUUAAACAGGUAAUGGACAGCAAUUUGGGACUAGACUGGGACAUUCGGAUUUACAUCCUCUUCCUGGCCCUUCCACUGGUUCCUGUGGGAAUCAUCAGGACUCUGAAAUACCUCGUGCCUUUUUCCGCGAUGGCUACAGUUUUCAUCAUGGUCGGGUUAGGGUUCACGAUCGCCUACACGCUAGAGGAUCUACCCCCGGUCACAAGCAGGCAUUAUUUCACAUCGUGGCACCAGCUGCCUCUGUUUUUCUCGACCGUGCUAUUCGCCAUGGAGGGCAUCGGAACGGUGAUCCCCAUCGAGAAUUCGAUGAAAAACCCCGGACACUUCUUGGGCUGCCCCGGAGUCCUGAAUAUCGCCAUGAUCAUCGUCGUAAAUCUGUAUGGAUGUGUUGGCUUUUUCGGAUAUUUGAAAUACGGAGAUGAAACGAAAGGCAGCGUCACUCUCAAUCUACCUGCAACAGCAUUAGCUGAGAGCAUAAAAAUCCUCGUCGCUCUGUCGAUUCUUUUCACGUACGGACUUCAGUUCACCGUGCCGACCGAAAUCGUGUGGAAGAGGAUCAGCCAUAAAUUUUCGGAAGAAAAUCAAGAGAAAGGCUACUACAUCAUGCGAGCAUUCAUGAUUCUGGGCACAGUGGUGGUGGCAUCGGCUGUGCCAAACUUGUCGCCUGCAAUCUCCCUCGUCGGGGCGAUCUGUCUCUCGACGUUGGGCCUUUUCUGUCCAGCGGUCAUCGACACCAUCACAUUCUGGGAGGAGGACAUCACCGCUUCGGGAAUCCCGUGGCGGUGGGUAAAAAAUGCCGCCAUUGCCAUAGCCGCGCUGUUAGCUCUCCUCUCGGGCACCUACGCGAGUCUCAUCGAGAUGAUCCACGAGUACUCGCAGCUACCACCAAUCGCGCCAGUGGAGUGAUUUUCAAUCGGUCUCCACAGAUCAAGUCUCCGCGUUGGCGAACAUCACCUUCACAUUUUGUGUAUUUGCAGGAACCCAACACCCGCAUAAAAAAUAGCGACGGUGAAAGUCGGCAAUCACAUAACUCGUUUGCGGUGUCUGAAAAUCUCCGCCUCUACGUCA
Bemisia tabaci is the source of this 1924-nucleotide messenger RNA. Its product is annotated as proton-coupled amino acid transporter-like protein pathetic. The record is from RefSeq and is a predicted model, not a curated record. Gene Ontology annotation, cellular component: vacuolar membrane. NCBI's taxonomy places the organism in Eukaryota, Metazoa, Arthropoda, Insecta, Hemiptera, Aleyrodidae. Gene Ontology annotation, biological process: amino acid transmembrane transport. Gene Ontology annotation, molecular function: L-amino acid transmembrane transporter activity.